This is a messenger RNA of Dicentrarchus labrax (European seabass), 1063 nucleotides long. It is a transcript of the gene utp11, whose product is annotated as UTP11 small subunit processome component. Lineage: Eukaryota; Metazoa; Chordata; Actinopteri; Moronidae. The coding region runs from base 143 to 907 and encodes 254 amino acids. Gene Ontology annotation, biological process: rRNA processing. The transcript is spliced from 8 exons. The record is from RefSeq and is a predicted model, not a curated record. Gene Ontology annotation, cellular component: small-subunit processome; nucleolus.
UUCAGCCAGCAGGGAAGCACUAGAGCUGGAGCAGCACUCAGGUUUCAGUGUCUCUAUAGCUUAUGGGUGGAAAAAAAAGCCCUAAAUAUACCUGAUUUGACUCAACUACUUUACUUUAUUACACUCGAGGACAUUUUCCAGAAUGUCUUCGUUCAGGAAAGCGUUGAAAUCCCGGCAGAGGAACCAUCAUGAAAGAUCUCAGCCUGGUUUCAGGAAACAUCUGGGAUUGCUGGAGAAGAAGAAAGACUACAAACUUCGUGCAGAUGACUACCACAAGAAACAAAACACUCUUUCUGCUCUGCGAAAGAAAGCUCUGGAGAAGAACCCAGAUGAGUUUUACUUUAACAUGAUCAGCUCUCAGCUGCAGGAUGGAGUUCACGUCGCCAAAAAACCCAAGGAAGAGGUGGAGGUGACAGAGGAGCAGAAGAAAAUGAUGAGGACGCAGGAUAUUAAAUAUGUAGAGAUGAAAAGAGUUGCAGAGGCUAAGAAAAUUGAGAGGCUGAAAGGAGAGCUUCAUCUUCUGGAUGCAGACAGCAAACAAAAAAACAAGCAUACAUUUUUUGUGGACUCUAAAAAAGAAGUGCACUCAUUUGACCUGGCAGACCACCUCAACACAGCUCCUGAGCUGGUGGACAGAGUGUACAACAGACCAACUCUGAAAACUCUGGAGACGAAGAGCAUACAGGGAGCUGUAGAGCCUCACAGUAUGAAGAAGUUGGCCAAGCAGAGGAACCACCAGUAUAAAAUCCUUUCCCAGAGGAUUGACAGAGAAAAGAAAAUGUUUGUAAUCACCCAGAAGAUUCAGACCCGCAAGGACCUACAGGAUAAGAACAAGAAAGUGAAGGUAAAAAAAGAAACCCCCAAUGCUGCAGCUAUCUACAAGUUUGAGGCGAAGAGGAAACGCUGAGAGGGAAGUAAUCAUCAUCAUGCUGAGAAGAAAUCAACAACUUUGCCAGACAUGAGAUCAUUUUCUUUUUCUCAAAUAUUGUUGCUACCACGCAGUUUUGUACAUAUUUCAUCAAAGACUUUUAGUUUCUUUCAAAUAAAUAUCAAAAGAACAUAA